GAACCCUCUAUCCAGCCUCGGUUGGAUGAAGAAGUUGCCGUUCCGAGAACGGAAACCGGCGUGUCCGUAUCCGGGAAAACGAAAACCGAGUCCUCGUUCCCCGUCCUCUCGUCCUCCAUUCCGUCGCAUUCCAUUUCACCCGGUCCCCUGACUGACAUGGCCUCCCAACCAACCACUCCCGGUACUGGUGUAUCCCCGUCUGCAACUGCGAACGGCACCAACUCCACCAUGACCGCCAGGGCUCGUGUAACCGAGCUGACCGGUGUUCCCUCCGGACUUCAUGGUCAUGUCCUUGGUCGGAAUUUCGACGAUGACAGCGAUGAUGAUGACAUUCGCAUCGGUGAGGAGUUGGUCCAACAAUCCGCUCUGUUCGAACGUGCCUGUGUGGUCCUCGAAAGUCCGGCUCGAUGCGGUGUUUUUCUGAACUAUUUGUUCACCCAGAAUCGUGAUGUUUCCCCUGCGGUAAAGUUUGAUUCGGUUAACUAG
This is a messenger RNA of Echinostoma caproni, 486 nucleotides long. The record is from the annotation of a GenBank genome assembly. NCBI's taxonomy places the organism in Eukaryota, Metazoa, Platyhelminthes, Trematoda, Plagiorchiida, Echinostomatidae.